Messenger RNA from Episyrphus balteatus (marmalade hoverfly), 1029 nucleotides. RefSeq names its product sun domain-containing protein 1-like. The record is from RefSeq and is a predicted model, not a curated record. The transcript has 2 exons. Lineage: Eukaryota; Metazoa; Arthropoda; Insecta; Diptera; Syrphidae. Bases 4 to 1029 code for a protein of 341 amino acids.
AAAAUGGAGCAACAAAUUAGUCUUCUUUUAACCGCGACGGCGGAGCAGAAAGAACUCCUGCGGCAGCAGCAGUUAUUGCAGCAACAACAACAACCAGACACACAAGAACAUGACCAACAGCAACAUGACCAACAGCAGCAACAACAGCAACAAGACCAACAGCAACAACAGCAAGAACAACUACCUGAUAUCAAACCUGUUACAAUUGUUCUACCAGAGAUGGAAAUAGUAAAAAUUAUUCAAAGAGUUAAACCGUUUAAUGCAGAAGGGCCAAGAGACGUGGCAUCCUUUAUAUAUGACAUAGAUAUUAACUUACAAUAUCUAACACCAGCCACAAAGGCUUUUACAAUACAAAAUGUAGUCAGAGGACUAAUACAGGGAAGAGCUCAACAACCAAUUCGAAUGCUAGGACCAUAUGCAACAUGGACAUCAAUGAGAGAAACACUUAUCAAAAACUUCGGACCCCAAGAAAGUUAUAUCAACAUAUACACAAAAGCAAUUUUCAAUCAACUCAACAGAAAAACAAUCUUUAUAAUUAUAACAUUGUUAACUAUGAGUCAAAUAACAAGCAUAAAUGCUGAUAUCCAAAUAGAAAACAUAGAAGAUGAAGGAAUCAUCCUAAUAAAAGAUGGAGACAUACCAAUAAUAAGCGAUUAUUAUCGAAUUUAUCACAGAAUUAAUUUACAAGAAUAUUUAGACACUAUAUAUAACUUAACUUUAUAUAUACACCAAAACGCAGAUAUUAUAUCAGUUAUAGGAAACGACCAAUCCCUUUUUCAUAAAAUUUCGAAAAUUCAAACCAAUAUAAACAUGCUUUUAAGUAUUAAUGAACAUUCUGUAAAGAAUAAUAAAACACUAGUAAAUAACAGAGUUAGAAGAGGACUAAUAAAUCCAAUAGGUUCAAUUUUUAAAUUACUUUACGGAGUAAUGGACAACGAUGAUAGAGAAGAAAUAUUAGAACAUUUAGAUAUCAUAGAUAAAAAUGAUAAAAAAAUUAGUAGAUGCUUACAACCAACAAAUUUCUAUUAA